This is a messenger RNA of Cebus imitator (Panamanian white-faced capuchin), 2206 nucleotides long. RefSeq names its product armadillo repeat containing X-linked 3 (gene ARMCX3). The record is from RefSeq and is a predicted model, not a curated record. NCBI's taxonomy places the organism in Eukaryota, Metazoa, Chordata, Mammalia, Primates, Cebidae. The coding region runs from base 711 to 1850 and encodes 379 amino acids. The transcript is spliced from 5 exons. Gene Ontology annotation, molecular function: protein binding. Gene Ontology annotation, cellular component: mitochondrion.
UGGUGGAUGACGUAGCUCUCACGUGACCAAGAGCUGACGUGUGCAGAAGUCCUUCUUGUUCUGGUCGUUGUUCCCGUCUGAGUACCAGCUCCCCAUUGCCCUGAGGGCGGGCGGGCCUGCAGCGGAGGGAAAAAGGAAGAGGAGUAGGAAGUUGUCUCGGAUCCCUGCAGGUCAGUGCCUGGGAGAUUCCAUAAAGUCGGGGUGCUUGAGGGCGUAGGGCCGAGACCGUCGCGGGUACUGAGGCGCCUCCGUCGUCUCUCCCACUCGCCGCCCGCUUUCCAAGACAUAUUUCCCGCCUGCAGCCCAUUUCGAUGCUGCGAAACGUGGGUCCAAGCCUCUCCCGGGUGGCCAGUCUUUCUGUAGGUUGCGGCACAACGCCAGGCAAGAGAAGAGGAAAGAAAUUAAUCCCAAUCGGUGAAGGUCGUUUUGAGGGUCUGCUGUAGCAGGUGGCUUCGCUUGAAGCGAGGGAGGAAGUUUCCUCUGAUCAAUAGAGAUUGGAAAGGUUGUUGGGCGUGGCACACCACCAGGGGAAAGAAGAAGGGGCGAACUGCUUGUCUUGAAGAGGUCAACCUCCAGAAUCGGCUGUUGUGGCCUUGAAGUGGCUGAAGACGAUUACCCUCCACAGGCUUGCACCCAGUCCCACAGCCUUCCUCCCCUAGCCUGAGUGACUACUCUAGUCCUUGGUCCCUGCUAUUGUCAGGGACGAUUGCAUGGGCUACGCCAGGAAAGUAGGCUGGGUGACUGCAGGCCUGGUGAUUGGGGCUGGCGCCUGCUAUUGCAUUUAUAGACUGACUAGGGGAAGAAAACAGAACAAGGAAAAAAUGGCUGAGGGUGGGUCUGGGGAUGUGGAUGAUGCUGGGGACUGUUCUGGGGCCAGGUAUAAUGACUGGUCUGAUGAUGAUGAUGACAGCAAUGAGAGCAAGAGUAUAGUAUGGUACCCACCUUGGGCCCGGAUUGGGACUGAAGCUGGAACCAGAGCUAGGGCCAGGGCAAGGGCCAGGGCUACCCGGGCGUGUCGGGCUGUACAGAAAUGGGCUUCCCCUAAUUCAGAUGAUACCGUUUUGUCCCCUCAAGAGCUACAAAAGGUUCUUUGCUUGGUUGAGAUGUCUGAAAAGCCUUGUAUUCUUGAAGCAGCUUUAAUUGCUCUGGGUAACAAUGCUGCUUUUACAUUUAACAGAGAUAUUAUUUGUGACCUGGGUGGUCUCCCAAUUGUUGCAAAGCUUCUCAAUACUCGAGAUCCCAUAGUUAAAGAAAAGGCUUUGAUUGUCCUUAAUAACUUGAGUGUGAAUGCUGAAAAUCAGCGCAGGCUUAAGGUAUACAUGAAUCAAGUGUGUGACGACACAAUCACUUCUCGCUUGAACUCAUCUGUGCAGCUGGCUGGACUAAGAUUGCUUACAAAUAUGACUGUUACUAACGAGUAUCAGCACAUGCUUGCUAAUUCCAUUUCUGACUUUUUUCGUUUAUUUUCAGCGGGAAAUGAAGAAACCAAACUUCAGGUUCUGAAACUCCUUUUGAAUUUGGUUGAAACUCCAGCUAUGACUAGGGAACUGCUCAGGGCCCAAGUACCAUCUUCACUGGGCUCUCUCUUUAAUAAGAAGGAGGACAAAGAAGUUAUUCUUAAACUUCUGGUCAUAUUUGAGAACAUAAAUGAUAAUUUCAAAUGGGAAGAAAAUGAACCUACUCAGAAUCAAUUUGGUGAAGGUUCACUUUUUUUCUUUUUAAAAGAAUUUCAAGUGUGUGCUGAUAAGGUUCUGGGAAUAGAAAGCCAUCAUGAUUUUUUGGUGAAAGUAAAAGUUGGAAAAUUCAUGGCCAAACUGGCUGAACAUAUGUUCCCAAAGAGCCAGGAAUAACUCCUUUAUUUUGUAGUUUAGAAGCAACACACAUUGUAAACUAUUCCUUUUCUCCACCUUGUUUAUAUGGUAAAGGAAUCCUUUAAGCUGCCAGUUUUGAAUAAUGAAUAUCAUAUUGUAUCAUCAAUGCUGAUAUUUAACCGAGUUUGUCUUUAGGUUUAAGAUGGAUGAAUGAAUAUCUCUACUUGUUCUGAAAACAUGUUUUGCUUUUUAUCUCACUGCCUAGAUUGAAAUAUUUUGCUAUUUCUUCUGCAUAAGUGACAGUGAACCAAUUCAUCAUAAGUAAGCUCCCUUCUGUCAUUUUCAUUGAUUUAAUUUGUAUAUCAUAAAUAAAGUUGUAUGUUAAUGAUGGAAAG